This is a messenger RNA of Juglans microcarpa x Juglans regia, 423 nucleotides long. RefSeq lists its product as uncharacterized. The transcript has a single exon. The record is from RefSeq and is a predicted model, not a curated record. The coding region runs from base 1 to 423 and encodes 140 amino acids. NCBI's taxonomy places the organism in Eukaryota, Viridiplantae, Streptophyta, Magnoliopsida, Fagales, Juglandaceae.
AUGUCUCGAAAAGUUUUAGUAGCUAUUCCUGAUGUGAAGGUAAUCAGUUGCACAAGUGUAGUUAAGAAUUGCCUGUUGGAAAUCGCAAACUUGGUCUUGACCGUGGAUUUGAUUGUCUUUCACAUGAUGGAAUUCGAUCUAAUCUUAAGAAUGGAUUGGUUGUCUAGGCAUUACGCCCAAAUAGACUGUCGAAGGGGGGAGGUAGUGUUCAAUUUAGCUACACGCGAAAGGAUUUGUUAUAUGUGUGAGACUGUUUGGCUUGGUCUGUCUACGGUAACGGUCGAACAAGUCAAGAACAAUUUUGUGAAUGGGGCCAAUGUUUAUCUAGUAAUGAUGAGAGACGUAACAGUAGGACCUAAAGAAAUCCCAGGAAUCCUUGUGAUUGAGGAUUUUCCUAAGGUCUUCGCCGAUGAACUACCCUGA